Bipolaris victoriae FI3 is the source of this 909-nucleotide messenger RNA. RefSeq lists its product as hypothetical. The coding region runs from base 1 to 909 and encodes 302 amino acids. The transcript is spliced from 2 exons. The record is from RefSeq and is a predicted model, not a curated record. NCBI's taxonomy places the organism in Eukaryota, Fungi, Ascomycota, Dothideomycetes, Pleosporales, Pleosporaceae.
AUGUCUACUCAAUUUGACGCCGAAUCUCUCGCCCGCAUCUCCCUGCACGACCCCUCAGACUUUAACGUCCAGCUCUCUCAAACAAGUCAUCGCUUAGUGCUUCUACAGAACUGGAACAUACCUGCUGGCUCAAAGAUAUUGGAGUUAGGGUGCGGGCAAGGAGACUGUACAACUGUCCUUGCCCAUGCUGUGGGCAAAGAGGGGAGCGUUGUGGCUGUCGAUCCGGCUGACUUGAAUUAUGGCGCUCCAUAUAGUCUUGGCCAAGCACAAACACACAUAUCACAAAGUCCUCUAGGUACAAGAAUUACCUGGGUGCAGCAAUCCCCCUUGGAUUAUCUCUCCUCUUUAUCCUCCCCUUCUUCUUCUACUUCUUCGCAGUCCGCUAACGACACCAAAACCUUUGAUGCCACUGUACUCGCCCAUUGUACUUGGUACUUUUCUUCCCCUUCCAUUAUUCAAUCAACUUUGCGUGCUAUCAGGGACCACAGCAAGCGCCUCCUCCUUGCUGAAUGGUCUUUAGUGGCGACUGACCCCUCUGCACAACCUCAUGUACUCGCUGCGCUCGCCCAAGCAGCACUAGAAUGUCACAAACCUAAGAGCGAUUCCAACAUUCGUACUGUGGUAGGACCAAAGCGUCUUACCGACCUGGCGCUAGCUGCCGGAUGGAAGCUGGAAAGUGAGACCCGUGUGCAAGCAAAAGAUGGAUUGCUUGACGGACAAUGGGAGGUUUCAACUUGUCUCUCUGCCUCUUUUCAGGAGGAAGUAGAAACCCACGUCAAUGGUGAAAGGGAGAGAGGGUUAAUUCUCGCUCUACGAGAGGCGUGCCAUGCAAGCUUACAGUAUACGCCGGGAGGUCAGAAGGGGGUCCGGGCGAUGGAUGUUUGGAUUUCCAGUUUCGUUUGUAUGUGA